Messenger RNA from Debaryomyces fabryi, 2556 nucleotides. RefSeq names its product beta-glucosidase. The transcript has a single exon. Lineage: Eukaryota; Fungi; Ascomycota; Pichiomycetes; Serinales; Debaryomycetaceae. Gene Ontology annotation, molecular function: beta-glucosidase activity. Gene Ontology annotation, biological process: glucan catabolic process. Bases 1 to 2556 code for a protein of 851 amino acids. The record is from RefSeq and is a predicted model, not a curated record.
AUGACAAAAGACAGAGACACAACUACAGAGUUAGAUAUUGAACAAUUGAUUCAAGAACUAACAUUAUCGGAAAAGAUCUCCCUUCUAGCGGGAAAUGACUUCUGGCACACGGUGCCCGUGAAAAGAUUAGGCAUACCUUCAAUUAGAACCUCAGAUGGUCCAAAUGGGAUUAGGGGCACCAAAUUUUUCAAUGGUGUUCCAUCUAAUUCAUUCCCUUGUGGGACAGCUAUGGCGUCUACAUUUAAUAAGGAGCUAUUGGAAGAAGCCGGUGAACUAAUGGGAAAGGAAGCUAGAAUGAAAGGAACUCAUGUCGUUUUAGGUCCGACGUGUAAUAUUGUUCGUUCUCCAUUAGGAGGAAGAGGUUUUGAAUCGUAUUCUGAAGAUCCUUUGUUAUCUGGUCAUGCUGCUUCGCAUGUUAUUCAAGGUAUUCAAAACAAGGAAAAGAUUCUUGCUUGUAUUAAACAUUACGUAUGUAACGACUUGGAAGAUGAGCGAAAGUCUGUAGACACCAUUAUAACAGAAAGAGCAUUGAGAGAAAUAUACUUGAAACCAUUCCAAAUUGCUCUUCGUGACUCAAACCCAAAAUCAAUGAUGACUGCCUACAAUAAGGUCAAUGGUAUUCAUGUUUCGCAAUCAAAGAAAUUGUUGCAAGAUAUUUUAAGGAAGGAGUGGGGCUACGAAGGUACUGUUAUGUCAGAUUGGUUUGGUACCUAUUCAAUUAAAGAGUCUUUGGAUGCGGGCCUUAAUUUGGAAAUGCCUGGUCCUACGAGAUUUCGUGAAGAUAUUCCUACUUCCCAUAAAGUAUACUCUAAUGAGAUUCACAUUGAUGUGAUUGAUGAAAAUGUCCGUUAUAUCUUAAAAAUGGUAAACGAAGCUAUAAAAAGUGGAAUUCCAGAAAACGCACCAGAAGUUGCAAAUGAAAGUCAGGAAGCUUCUGCUUUUAUAAGAAAAAUUGGGGGUGAAUCAAUAGUAUUGUUGAAGAAUGAAUCUAAUAUUUUACCGUUAUCUAACCAAUCAUCCAAGGGUAACGAGAAAUUUGCCAUUAUUGGUCCAAAUGCAAAAACUUCUCAAGAUUCAGGAGGUGGCUCUGCUUCUUUAAAUGCUCGUUACAAAACAACCCCAUACGAAGGAAUCAAAGAAAAGUUGGAAGAAGCCGGAAACUCUGUUUCAUUAGAAUAUGAGCUUGGUGCUUCUUUAGAUAAAACCUUACCAGACAUUGGUCAUCUCUUGAAGACUGAAUCAGGAGAAUCCGGGUUGACUGCCACCUUUUAUGAAGAAGACCCAAGUGUAAAGUCUAGAAAACCGUUCGAAAAAAUGCAUAUGGACAGUUCUAAGGUCUUCUUGGCUGACUUUAAGAGUGACAAAUUAAAACCAGGUCAGCUUUUAUUUUACAUCGAUUUUGAAGGUACCUUCUCACCAGAAGAAACAGGUACAUAUGAGUUCGGCUGUUCGUGUUUAGGUACUGCCCAACUUUUUAUUAAUAAUAAGUUAGUGGUUGAUAAUAAGACCAAACAAAAAGCUGGUAACGCAUUCUUCUUGGGUAUGGGUACAGACGAAGUGGUUUCCGAAAUUGAAUUAAAGAAGGGAAAUGAUUAUAAAGUUAGAGUUGAAUUUGGAACUUGUCCAACCUCAUCUGUUAGUGGACAAUUCUUGGAAACUGGCGGUGUUUAUUUUGGAGCCCGUUUGAAGACUACCCCAGAAGAGAAGAUCUCAAGAGCUGUAGAAUUGGCUAAAAAAGUUGAUAAAGUGAUCUUAUGCAUUGGGUUAACUAAAGACUGGGAAACUGAGGGCUUUGAUCGUCCAAACAUGGAUAUUCCUGGCUAUUCUGAACAAUUGAUUAAAGCUGUUUCCGAAGCUAAUCCUAAUGUUAUUGUUGUGAACCAGUCUGGUACUCCGGUCACUAUUGCACCAUGGAUCAACAAGGUCUCAGCAUUGGUGCAGGCUUGGUACGGCGGUAUCGAAUUGGGUAAUUCAAUCGCCGAUGUCUUAUUUGGGGAUGUCAAUCCUUCGGGUAAAUUGUCUAUGACCUUCCCAGAGAGAUUAGAAGACACUCCAUCAUUUGUUAAUUUUGCAUCUACUAACGGUCGUGUAUUGUACGGAGAAGAUGUUUUCGUUGGUUACAGAUACUACGAGAAGGUUAAGCGUAAUGUGUUAUAUCCUUUUGGCUACGGAUUAUCCUAUACUUCAUUUGACUUUAAAGAUUUGAAGGUCUCUGCUACCGAAGACUUACUUACUUCAUCAGUUACAAUUACCAACACAGGCAAGGUUGAAGGUUCAGAAACAGUUCAAUUGUAUAUCAAACCAGAAAACCCAAGCAUAAUAAGGCCUAUUAAGGAAUUGAAGGAAUUCGGAAAGGUCCAUUUAGCCCCAGGCGAGUCCAAGACAGUUAAAUUGAAUGUUUCAAUAAAAGAAGCCACAUCGUUCUGGGACACUUACAAAGAUAAAUGGUGUUCUGAAAAAGGGGACUACACGGUCCAAGUUGGAAACAGUUCCGACAAUAUCUUACUUGAGGAAAGGUUCACUACUGAAAAAACGUUUUAUUGGUUAGGAUUAUAG